Messenger RNA from Varroa destructor (honeybee mite), 1744 nucleotides. RefSeq names its product CUE domain-containing protein 1. NCBI's taxonomy places the organism in Eukaryota, Metazoa, Arthropoda, Arachnida, Mesostigmata, Varroidae. Gene Ontology annotation, molecular function: ubiquitin binding. The record is from RefSeq and is a predicted model, not a curated record.
GUCCUCACCGUGCUUGACCAGCACUCGUAAUUGAGGCCGCCAUCUUUCGCCGUACUAGCGGUUCUUCGGAUCUAUAUCAAUUAGCUUUUAUGCGCACCCUGAGCGGAAUAUGUUCAGCAUAUAUACGUAGUGUAUCUGAGACCUGCGCGAAUUCCAUUAGUCGAAAUGGUACCGACCUUUAACCGCGAUUUGAAAUUGACCGAAGAGCGGUUAGCCAUGAUCCAACCCAGACUACGAUCGAAUAAACCGUGACCCCAUCGAAAUCUGCCGUACUGCCACCUGCAACAAAUCGCAGUUCAUCACCAGUACCACCAUUACGAUCCCCAGUAGAAAGAGCCGCAGCUCCUCCGGAGGGGAGGUCUCAGCUGAUCUGACAGUUAGUUGGAGAAAACUAAUUAGAGGUGCCACAGAGGUAUAGAGCCCAACGUAAACUGACGACGACGACAACAGCAGCAGCGGCACAACAACAACAGGGACAUCAAUAUGAUGGAAGGUGGCGGGAGAGGAAGUGGUAGUGGAGUCCGUAGAACGAGUGAUACUGGGGUCGGUGGAGGCGGGGUCAGUCCUCUUCGGGGACCGCCAGCUGCAGCCCCUGCAGACGCUACUCAGCUCGAAUUUCACCAGGCUAUGAAGGACUUCCAGACGAUGUUUCCAGUUAUGGAUCCCGAUGUAAUCGAGGCAGUCCUACGCGCGAAUAAUGGGACUGUCGACGCGACAAUCGAUCAGCUAUUGGCGAUGAGCACUGAUGUUGAAAACGAACGACUGCGAAGUCAACUUGAAGCGCAGGAACCACCAGCUUCUGCGGUAGAAGGCCAAGCGAGUGCUGGCGAUGGAAACGGUGGAUCUUUGCAUCAGUCCAGGCAGCAGUCACCUGUGAGGUCUCCAGGUCUGAGCUCGCUAGACUUGGACUCGAGAAGAAGCAAACACGCGUUACGAGACCUUAAAAAUUGGAACCCGCCAUUACUUGGUCCUCUGCCAAAAUCGUUUUUGCGACUUGAUGGCGCCGGGUCAGGAAUUGCUAGCGGUGCAACAGCAUCCGGUGGUAGCGGCGAGCCGAGUCCUGGAGGUCCGGCCGAUCCGGAGCUGGCACAAUUUCUUGAAGAUGAACGCAUGGCAAUAUUCCUGCAAAAUGAAGAGUUUAUGCGUGAAUUACGGCGGAACAAAGAUUUCAUGAGUUCGCUAGACAGCGGUCAGGCUGGCGGACACAAAGGAGACGACUCGCAGGCUCACAUGCACGACGACGCAGUUUUCAGAGAAAAAUUGAAGAGUAUGGGAAAGGUGUCGAAACGUAAAUUUGCCCAAAUGGCUCGAUUGUUCCAGCGGACAGGGGCAAUGGCCACGGGGUCAAAGGGAGGAAGCAAAUUCAAACACAUUAAUCCUUUACCCUCAAGAGACAAGCUGUUGCUUGGAGACGAACCAACUUCCGACGGAGAGGAGCCGGAAACGCCAAAACUGAAAAACCCUCUGUAAACGAGCACUAGUGUCAACAGAGAUAAUUAUACGGAUCAUCGCAAUGCGUAAUAAACACAACGUAAUUACGUUUGGAAGUAUCACUUCACGUGAGGGGUAACUGCUCCAGUGAGGACGAAAAAUUGGAUCUUCCAUGAGGCGUCCAAUUUGGCAGUGAUGCGAGGUCAGAAUUAGCAGUUCAAACGAAUUGUUGCGUUGAGGUUGAAUCUAUACAGAUCAACAACUAAAUAAACGUGCAUCAUGGUGCCCAUCAGCACCAUAACACUAAGUUAGA